Molecule: messenger RNA, 1449 nt
Organism: Pocillopora damicornis (cauliflower coral)
Lineage: Eukaryota; Metazoa; Cnidaria; Anthozoa; Scleractinia; Pocilloporidae
Product: melanocortin receptor 4
Biological process (GO): G protein-coupled receptor signaling pathway
Cellular component (GO): plasma membrane
Molecular function (GO): G protein-coupled receptor activity
Source: RefSeq, a predicted model, not a curated record
UCCAACCGGUUUUUUGUGCAGGAUAAAAAAUCCUUUGGGAAAAUUCUAUUUAUUAGUCUGCGGUAAGCAAUUCAAAGGAAGCUUUCUUUUGUAGUGUUGUUUUGUGAAUGUGGAGUCCGGGAUCAUUGUUUGGAGAUGCUUAAAUUACUUGAGACAUCAGCUUUCCCUCGCCCUUUUCACCAACCGUCUUCGUGCAAGAUUAAAAAUCCGUUAGCAAAAUUUGCAGGUUACUUUUAGAGGUAGAUCAAAGCCUAAACAGUAAUAUAAAUCAAUUAGUUGAUCUUAAUUGAAUUACUUUAGGCUUCAAACUCGACAUGCUAAAUUUCUCGCGGGCUAUUUCUGAAAACGUUUCAAACUCGACCAGUGGGGAAGGCGACAUUGCAAGUGUUCCUGUGGAGGUUAGUACUAUCAUCUCUAUUAUCAUCAACACCAUCACUUGCCCCUUUACAGUUCUUCUCAACGUGCUGGUGAUACAGGCCGUGAAAACAAGACCACGACUCCGAACAAACAGCAACAUUUUGUUGGCCUGCUUAGCGGUAACUGACGCAUUAAGUGGGCUCCUCGGCCAACCAUCCUACAUCUUGUGGAGGAUAACCCUAAUAUUUGGCAUCAGCAGCAGUCAGGCAGUCGCGAGCUUCUAUUACGAUGUUAUGGCUGCCUUGGUCCUGGCUUCAUAUCUUCAUCUGAUGUUGGUUACUUUCGAGAGGCUCGUAGCGAUUAAGUUUACGAUGCACUACUCGAACAUUAUGACUCACAACACCAUAAAGAUAACAGUGUCAGUAUUUUGGAUCAUUUCUUUUCUUGGUGGGGUUUUCAGCGCAUUAAAAAUGUAUUAUGUGUUGCUUCCCAUGACAGGCCUUGCCACUAACUCAUGUAUCGUUUUCGUUGCCUCUGCUUAUUUGAUUUUGUAUCACGAAACCCGUCGCCACCAAAAAAAGAUAAAAGCAGAGCAACUGCCCGCAGAAGAAGUAGAAAGAUUUUCCACAGAGAACAGGGCCCUUAAAACUACUAUGUUUGUAGUUGGUGCUGUUGUUGUCUGCCUUCUCCCACUUGGUUUCUGUCUGAUCGUUAUGAAUGCAGGCCUUUAUGUUAAAUGUCCCAUUAGCGACCAAGUGUGGCAAACAUUUGGCCUGUUAAAUUCGUUUGUUAAUCCUUUGAUUUACUGCUUUAGACAGAAAGAAAUGAAAAAGUUUAUAUUUGGCAAAAAAACCCACGUCGUACAACCAUUUAUCUAGUGAGGAAGGAGAUUGUCAUGGAAAGACUGAAAACUUUGAAUAAUUUAUGUACAAUAGCUUUUCUUCCGCUUUUCAAUAUUAUCAUAAUCAUCAUUAUUCUGAUUAUUAUUAUUCGUUACUGCUGACCAUUAGUUAUCAUGUUUUUCGAGGAUACUUACAUAUUAAACAAUCCGUCAAACAGACAACCCUUAUGUCCUGUAACACUUUUGUUCAG